Messenger RNA from Rattus rattus (black rat), 2189 nucleotides. It is a transcript of the gene Zmat3, whose product is annotated as zinc finger matrin-type 3. Bases 394 to 1266 code for a protein of 290 amino acids. The transcript is spliced from 6 exons. Lineage: Eukaryota; Metazoa; Chordata; Mammalia; Rodentia; Muridae. Gene Ontology annotation, molecular function: nucleic acid binding; zinc ion binding. The record is from RefSeq and is a predicted model, not a curated record.
GCGGUCCUCGAGUCCGCGCGGCUGCGUCCGUGUGCGCGUGUCAGCCUUGCCCGCGGCGUCCCGCGGGCCACCGAUCCCGAUCCUGUAGCCAUUCGCACAGCCGCCUCGGCGACUCGGUGCUCCCGGCCGGCAUCCGCGCGGGACCGGCGUGCGUGUGAGCGUGCCCAGCCCUGGGAUGGCACACGCGGGGGCGAUGCUGCAGGGGCGCAGCUUUGAGUCCUAGAUGCUGAGCCUGGGUCGCCACGGCCUCCUCCCCUUCUCAGCUUCCUUCUGUGAUGUAAAACAGCCUGCCAGGGCUGUUUUUCUGCCUGCCACGUUUUGGUGACCUCUGAGUUUGAAGACUCCAUCCAUCCCCUGUCACCCACUGGAUUAUGCUCGUGGCUUUCCUGCCUGAUGAUUCUUUUGCAGCAGGUCUGGCUUCCUUUACCUAACCGGCCCUCAACCUCUCCUCCUAUGUCAGUGGCUGCCAGGUCCACUGGGACCUUGCAGCUCCCGCCACAGAAGGCUUUUGGGCAGGAAGCAUCCUUGCCUCUGGCAGGGGAAGAGGAUUUAGCUAAGAGAGGGGAGCCAGAUUCUGCCCUGGAGGAGCUGUGUAAGCCCCUCUUCUGCAAACUCUGCAAUGUCACCUUGAACUCCGCUCAGCAAGCCCAGGCCCACUAUCAGGGUAAAAACCAUGGCAAGAAACUGCGAAAUUAUUAUGCAGCUAACAGCUGCCCUCCUCCAGCCAGGAUGAGCAGCGUGGCGGAGCCUGUAGCCACACCCCUCGUCCCUGUCCCUCCCCAGGUGGGCUCCUGCAAGCCAGGGGGCAGGGUGAUCCUGGCCACAGAGAAUGACUACUGUAAGCUGUGUGACGCCUCCUUCAGCUCCCCCGCGGUGGCACAGGCGCACUACCAGGGGAAGAACCACGCCAAGAGACUUCGUCUGGCCGAAGCUCAGAGCCACUCAUUCUCGGACUCCGCAGAGGCGGGGCAACGGCGGACCCGGAAAGAAGGGAGUGAAUUUAAGAUGGUGACCACCAGGAGGAAUAUGUAUACAGUCCAGAGCAAUUCAGCAGGUCCUUACUUCAACGCCCGUUCUCGGCAGAGGAUCCCGCGAGAUCUCGCCAUGUGCGUUACUCCAAGUGGCCAGUUUUACUGCUCCAUGUGUAACGUCGGAGCUGGGGAAGAGGUGGAGUUCCGGCAGCAUCUAGAGAGCAAGCAGCACAAAAGCAAGGUGUCCGAGCAGCGGUACAGGAGCGAGAUGGAGAACCUGGGCUACGUUCAGUGACGGCCGUCCUCACAGAGAAGCCUGUCCUGCCUGUUUGCCUUCUGUCGACCUGCCUUGCUUUGUGGUCCUCCAUGCCUACAUUCCUCAUUCCUCUGCUUAGUGCGAGUAACCUGCAGUGGUGCCAUGAGCCGCCAGGUCGGCGUGGGCGAGGGAAGUGUUUCUUAUAAGUCACGACGAUGCUCUUUUGGGCCAGCUGUGUUAAACAACUCACAGUGGUGUGUGAGCUUCCUGCCCCCUCAGGUGUAACUUCUUAUCUUGGCCAAGUUCUGGUUAAGCAGUAGUAGCCUGACCAUUUAGAGCCAUGAAUAUUUAAGGAUGGCACCCACUUUUGCAGUUUAAGUUUUACGCACAUUAGACGAAUUGACUUGAGUUCUUCUGAUUAUAGAGGAGACAGGUAAACGGAGAUUCCCGUUUCCGGAUGCUCCUGGGAACCAUUACUCCAGUGUGGUGUUGGUAAGAUGUGCUGUCAUGGUGUGUGCAUGGGUCUCUCAGCAGCCCCUGGUUCUCUGUGGCAUAACUCUCCCUCCAUAAUGGACACAUAGGUUUUCUUGAAUUCAUAUACGUCCAGAAUACUAUGUUCUUGUGGACAUGUAACGUCAUCUCCAGCUGUGAACUGCACACAUGUAAUCCUAUCUCCUCUCGUACUUAGAUCAGCUUCUCCGCUCACCCCAUUCUCUUGGCCCAGGUGUGCCGGCAGUUUCGGAGACCCAGAUUUGACUAAUGAGUUGAAGAUGGAUAUUCUUUUAGAAAAUAUAUUUUCAGAUGAUUCAAGGAAAUGCAAAGAUGUGUUUGAGAUUUCAAUUUGGAAUUCUAUUUUCACUGAUGAUUGUGUGAACUCCUGGGACAGUCAUUCCAUGGCUUUUUGACGAUUGCGUCCUGACACUGCCCUGACAUGGGUGUGCCUGGAAAAUACCUGUCUGCUG